ACGUCUGCAGCCUAGCAGCAGGACAGACAGCGUAAACAAAACAGACAGCUACAAGUCAGCUAAUGCUAAGUUCCGUUAGCUCUUGUUUCGUGAGUAAAAUACGAAUUUGAGCUGCAUUCAGUUACGUAUGAAAUCAUAUUGUAUUUGUAUUAGUUAGCACGGCUAUCAAAUCGCUUAGUAAAAGAGUCACUUAUGUGCUGAGACUGAAGUUAAACGAGUUAACAAGAUACCGUUAUCGCUAGCUACAUUAUCAUUAGCUAACCAUAGGUAACGGGACACGGAUUUAGUAUUUCUGGAAAUGGAUGUUAUCUGAAAUAACCUUAAUUGAUGGUAACAACUUGAUUUAUAAGCGCUGGUGACGCCGACCAUUAAAAAAAGAAAUGCCAAUGCUAACAUAAAUCAGCUCGCUAUGUAGCCACUUUAGGGUGAAGCAUCGAUCCGUUGGCUAAACAGGGUUUGAGACUUGAUCACAGUCAUCUGGACUCGGACUGCGAUGUUUAGCCUGAUGGCGAAUUGCUGCAACUGGCUGAAACGCUGGCGAGAGCCUGCAAGGAAGGUGACUCUGGUUAUGGUGGGGCUUGAUAAUGCGGGGAAGACGGCUACAGUACGAGGAAUCCAAGGAGAGAAUCCCCAGGAUGUGGCUCCGACAGUGGGUUUUUCCAAGGUCGACCUGAAGCAGGGCAAGUUCGAGGUGACCAUCUUUGACCUGGGUGGCGGGAAGAGAAUCCGGGGCAUCUGGAAAAACUACUAUUCAGAGUCACACGGCGUGGUGUUCGUGGUAGACUCCAGCGACAUCCAGAGGAUCCAGGAGUUACGGGAGACCAUGACCGAGGUCCUCCAGCACCCGCGCAUUGCAGGGAAACCUGUGCUAGUCCUUGCCAACAAACAAGACCAAGAGGGAGCGCUGGCUGAAGCAGACAUCAUUGAGAACCUGUCGCUGGAGAAGCUUGUUAACGAGAACAAGUGUCUCUGUCAGAUCGAGCCGUGCUCUGCCGUUCUAGGCUAUGGCAAAAAGGUGGACAAGUCCAUCAAGAAGGGCUUGAAGUGGCUCCUCAACAACAUUGCCAAAGACUACGAGGCCAUCACUGAGCGUGUGCAGAGGGACACGGCCGAGCAGCUCGCUCAGGAGGACCAGGACAAGAAGGAGAGGGCGGAGAGAGUGCGGCGGAUACGACAGGAGAGAGAUCGGCAGGAGCAGGAAGAGGCAGAACGCGAGGGCAGGCAGAUCCAGGAAGAGGAGCUUGAUGAUGAAAACAUGCACAGCCCCUUCCAACCAAUCAGCAACAAGAUCUCUGAGAACGACGACAAAGAGAAGGAGACGAAGAGGCAGAGAGAGCCGCAGGGGGUCAGGACCGACAGCCCGAAGACGGAUGCCGAUCAAGAGGAGUAUGAGGACGACAACGACGAGGAGGCAGACGACACGAGACAAACGCCAGGAAAUGCCAAUCCAGCCCCAACAGGGGACAAAAAGAAGACGAGGAAGCUGCACCUGAAGAGGAAGCACAGGGUGGACCCGCUGAGGGCGGAGGACGGGCCAGCAGAGAGCCCCACCCCUCCACCUCCUCCAGUGGGAUGGGCCACACCCAAAGUCUCUAGGCUGCCAAAACUAGAACCACUCGGGGACUCGAGACAUUCUGAAUUUUGCAAGAAGCCUCUCCCGCCUCUUGCGAACAGGCCGCGGCCUAACGGUGACGCUCAUGACAUCAUUUUUUAACCUCCCUUUUACUGCUUGAGGUCGUCCAAUCACAGCUCUCCCCUUUUUUGCUUUCUGUCUCAAGCGAGCGGCGUGUAGACAAACGCAGAGACGCCGGAGACAAGGCGACCCCCAUGACGUGAGAGUGCGGCCGACACGAAACGCAGGAGCAACAUGGGAAAUGAAGUGCUGCUCCGACGCUGUUGUACGGUUGCACAAACGGACACGAUUCAGUGACUCGUUUGGCGCUGAACUCUUCCCACGACUGUAGACUGAAACGACUUUCUAUUGUUAACGUCAGUGUUAGACGCUAUGGACUCCAAAAUGCUUUUAAUUGACAAAGAAUGUAAAUAUGUCCGCUUUAACCUUACAUAUGUUUAUGUCUGUUACCGAAUAAUGGAUUUGUAUACACGGCGCCGUUAAUUAUUCGUUUCUUUUUGCACCUGUUUGGUUUUGUAAACAAAGGUGCAUCUGGUCUCUUGGAGGUCUUAAGUGCUUUACAUUUGAUCCUUUUUUUAAAGAAACAUUUCUCUUUUUACGACCCUGAAAUGAGGAAGUUGUUUGCUACACUACGCGGUACUGUACAGGGAAAGGAGUAACACUACACCCUUGUUGUUAUAAUUGGUCAAUUUUAGUCAUGGAUGUCUUAACAUUUCACUUAAAUACUGUAAAGUUUUUAUGGCCAUGAAAAGAUUUGUUAAAUCUGUAAUGGGGGAGCAUUUUCUGUCUCUCGCAGCAUCGCAAAAGAUUUGUAUUUAUUGUUAAAAAUGUAAACUUAUGGAAGUAUAUUUGUCUACAGGGCUACAGAUUUUUAUACGCAUUCUGCUGUUUACACUGUGCAUCUGUUUCUAAAGUGAUAUUUCUCUCGAGCCUCAGACGUGCUGCCUCCCAGGCGGCCCCCGAGGUGUGAGCCGCUGUUGUCUCCUGCACCCAUUUCCACUUUGAAAACUGCUGAAAAUAGCUUAGAUUGCAUCUGGAAAAAAAAGCACAAACAACUUGGAACCAAACAUCGCCCCAGUUACGUUUCUGUGUUUGGGGGAAGAGUUUGCAAGUGGGGGCGAAGAGGGAGGAGGAAAUGUCUUUACACCGACACCUGGAGCAGCUGAUACUGGGUCAGAACACAUGAGAGUAUGUGUAGCAGAAGUAAGACCAUGAAAUAUCACUUUAAAACUACAAAGUUAUAUUUCAAAUCUCCAGCACAGCACUCUCUCUCUCUUGUUAAUGAGCUCCAUGUUUGAACAAAUAUUUUUUUCUACCCAGUUUGAAUUUUAUAACCGCACAAUUAAAGAUGUUUUAAAUAUA
Messenger RNA from Cottoperca gobio, 2995 nucleotides. RefSeq names its product ADP-ribosylation factor-like 13b (gene arl13b). The record is from RefSeq and is a predicted model, not a curated record. NCBI's taxonomy places the organism in Eukaryota, Metazoa, Chordata, Actinopteri, Perciformes, Bovichtidae. Gene Ontology annotation, biological process: receptor localization to non-motile cilium; non-motile cilium assembly. Gene Ontology annotation, molecular function: GTPase activity; GTP binding. Gene Ontology annotation, cellular component: ciliary membrane; non-motile cilium; motile cilium.